Messenger RNA from Hippopotamus amphibius kiboko, 5217 nucleotides. It is a transcript of the gene CFAP74, whose product is annotated as cilia and flagella associated protein 74. The coding region runs from base 1 to 4932 and encodes 1643 amino acids. NCBI's taxonomy places the organism in Eukaryota, Metazoa, Chordata, Mammalia, Artiodactyla, Hippopotamidae. The transcript has 39 exons. The record is from RefSeq and is a predicted model, not a curated record.
AUGGGGGAAGAUGCCAGCCUGUUCCCUGAGGAGAAGCUUUUGAACGCCGCACCCCUUGUGGAGGAUGAAACAGAUGAACUGGAGGACCCGGAGUUUGUGCUGGACUCUCUCCCUGGGGAGGCUGAGAGCAGGGCGGCCCCAGGCAGCUCCUGUCCAGGGAAAGAGCGGAGUGUGGACAAGAGGAAGCAGAGGUCAGCCGCCCGGGCCAGGAUCCAGGCCUCUCUCCUGCGGAGGGACUUGAGCCACCUGGACCAGCUGCACGAGGAGAAAGACCUUUUCAUUCAGAAAACUAGGGGGGAGCUGCGUGCUUGCCGCCAGAGGAUGGAGCUCCUCACCAGGCAGCAGGAGGGCGUGCUGGCUGAGAUGGCGGCGGAGAGAGCGGCCAACAACACGGCAGCCGUGGGCCGCCUGGAGGCAGCAUCCCUGCGCCUGUGCUUGGAGCUGGAGAACGAGAGGGACCUGCAGGCAAAGAUGACAGCCGUGCUGCAGGAGAGCGAGAGCGCCAUGUGGCACAUCGAGAUCCGGGAGGGGCAGCUGGAGGACGCCCGCGAGUCAGCCCGAGAGGAGGCCGAGGCUGCUGGGAGGUGUCUCCGGGAGCGGGCGGCCGAGCAGCUGCGCCGGGAGACGGGGGCCUCGGGGAAGGCAGAGUGGAGCCGGCUGCUGCGGGUCCGGAGAUCCGUGCGCCUGCAGAAGGAGCAUGGGCUCAGGCACCAGAAGCUGGUGGAAGACGCCCAGAAGAACCACCGGAAGGCGGUGAAGUUCCUGAAGGCCUCCCUGGUGAGGAUCCGCGAGCGGGAGCGGAAGGAGGAGCUGGAGGCCCGCGAGCACACGCGCAGGCGCAUGGACGCCGUGCUGGCCCUGAAGAACAGCAUCUCCGCCAACCGGGAAACGCUCAGGAAAUUUCAAGCGUGGGGCCAGGCCAAGGCAGAGCUGGCAGAACGGAAGGCCCAGGCCGAGAAAGAGGCGAUUCUGGCCCAAGGUGGGGACGCUUUCAAGCACCUUUGCCAUCAGCGCCGGCGCCAAGAGCUGGAGGCCCAGACCCGCGCCUUCCAAGAGGAGCAGAAGCUCAGGAAGCAUGAGAUUGUGAGUCGGAUCUUGAAGGAGGAGGCGGAGGAGGACCGGAGGAAGCGGCAGCCCGCGCCCCCGAGACCGCCGCCGGGCCGGCCGAGCCUGCGGGACCAGACCUGGAGCUACGUGGCCGCCGUCUGCGCGGGGAGGAGCACGGAGGCCCCCACACAUCCCCGGAGCCUGUCCCCAGACGCCGUAGCCGGGCCGCUUCCCUCCCAGCUGGUGAAGGCCAUGUCCAGCGAGUCCGUCCAGGGGCAUGGGGGGAGCCUCGGCUGGGAGGAGACGCUGGCUCAGCCGGAGAUCCCUGGGCUCUGGAAGGAGGACUACGAGCCGUACCAGGUGCCCAAGGAGGACGUGGAUCGGAAGCCGGUGGGUGGCACGAAGAUGGACAAGGACAUCCUGGCGCACACGGUGCAGCGGCUGCGCAGCCGCGUGACAUGCAGGCAGGUGGCUUCCGGGCGCGAGUUCCGAGGGUGUCCCUUCAACAGCAGGCCCAGGCUCAUCCACUUCAAGGACUUUGAUAUCGGCAAAGUGUACAAGAAGAAGAUCACACUGAUUAGCACCAGCUACACGAUUAGCUACUGCAAGCUGGUGGGCGUGGAGCAGAGCCUCCGGGACUUCAUCCACGUGGCCUUUGAGCCCCCUGGUCCCAUGUCAGCCGGCAUGUCCUGCGAAGCGCUCGUCACCUUCAAGCCCAUGAUAAACAAAGAUCUGGAAGGAAACAUCUCAUUUUUGGCUCAAACGGGCGAGUUUUCUGUUCCACUGAAGUGCUCAACGAAGAAAUGCUCCCUGUCCCUCGACAAGGAGCUCAUCGACUUCGGCAGCUGCGUGGUGGGCGAGACCACGUCCCGGACCGUCACGCUGACCAACGUCGGGGGCUUGGGCACCAAGUUCAAGUUUCUUCUGGCAUCCGAGUCCUGUGAGAUGGACACGUCCCCGUCACUCCUAAAAAUAAGCAGUAUCUACACGUACGAAGACACAGGUUUUUAUGAUAAAAUCACCACCAGCUUUUCUGAGCAGCGGAUGGCAGGCAAUGAGUCCUCCCCGACAGACGUGCCAAGCCAGAAGGAGUCCGGAAAGCUGGACACGAAGGGGCAGGAGGAGGGGCGCCCCUCAGAGGGAGUGGCCUUGACCACCACGGUGACUAUGCUUCCCAACGAGGAACAGACGGAGUUCUCGCUGGGAGAGAUAACAGAGGGGGAGAUCAGACCCUUCAGCUCCAUCAGAGUGCCUGUCGUCUUCACCCCGAUGGUCCCGGGAACGGUCUCCACACGGUUCAAGGCUGUGUUUAAGGAUCAGCAGUGCCAGACCUUAUAUUUCAAAGUCGUGGGUGUUGCGAUCGACCUGCCAGUCUGGGUGCCGAAGCCCAACGUGGACCUGAAGAUCUGCAUGUACGACCGGCUGUACCAGGACUCCGUCCUCAUCCACACGCGGUCGAAGGCUGCCCUGCGCCUGAAGUUCGAGGUGUGCAAGGAGCUGCGGGGUCACAUCAAGCUCCUGCCCAAGACUGGCUACAUCCAGGCCCUGUCGUCCUACUCUGUGCAGCUCAAGUUCCUGCCCAGACACUCCCUCCCUGAAGACGCGGGGAAGUAUUUUGACAAGGAAAGCAGAGUCCUGGAGGCCCCGAUGACUAUCCGGGUGGCAGACCAGAUCAAGCCGGUAGGGUUUACUGUCCACGCCGUAGUCACCACCUCGGACCUGGAGCUGAGGCCCCCGGGGCUGGACUUUGGCUACUGCACCGUCUACGAGGCCGUCAGGACCCACGUCAGCCUCUGCAACCACUCCCUCCUGCCCCAGGAGUUUGGGUUCGUCGGGCUUCCCAAGUUCGUGGACAUCCAGCCCAACGAUGGGUUCGGGACGAUCCUGCCACUGGAAACUCUGCAACUGGACGUGAUCUUCCAGCCCACCAAGGCCAGGGAGUACAACUUUGAGCUUAUCUGCAAGUCGGAGAUUAACCGGUGCUUCAAGCUGUCGUGCCAGGCUGUGGGUGUCCACCCACCCCUGGAGCUUUCCCACUACCAGAUCAAGUUUGCGGCCACCUCCUUGUACGACACGUCGGUGGCCACCCUCUACAUCAUCAACUCCCACCUGAGCACGACCUCGCUGAUGCACUCGGUGCCCCGCAUCGGCUCCGGGGACACGCCCCCCGUGGGGCCCACGUCUUUCGAGUUCCUGCUGCCCCCAGGCUCCCCCGUCACCAUCUCACCCUCGGUGGGCACCGUGUUGCCAGGCAAGAGGUGCCUGGUCCGGGUCGCCUUCCGGCCCGUGCUGCCCACCGAACUAAUCCACCAGGAGGCCCUCCAGGCCCUGACCAAGGACGCUGAGGCCAGAUCGUCCCGAAAGGACACGGCCACCCAGAGGAAGGACCAGCGGAGACAGUCCUUCUCCGUACUGAGGCUGCAGAACCAAGACCGGCUGCUCCGGGCCUCCACCUCCCAGCCCCCGGAGCUGCAGAAGGAGGACCUCACGUCCAGUUCCCAAGAGUACCAGGCUGCCCAGGCCGCCCUCACCAGAUCUUUCCAGGGGAAGUUUGACAAGUUCGUGGUCCCCUGUGUCGUUGCCAGCGGUGACACCAAAGACAGGAAGGGGACAGAACCCCUGAGCUUCAGUCCCCACAACACCCUGUACCUGGAGCUGUGGUGUCCAGCGGUGGCACCAUCCAUCGUGGUGGUGUCUGACAAAGGCAAGACCGUCGCUGACUUCGGUGACAUCGCUGUAGGACAUCGUGGCAUAAAGAAGGUCUCCGUCCAGAACGUCUCGCCCGAGGACCUCGAUCUGGAGUACUCUGUGCUGAACCCCCAUGGCCCCUUUGUCCUGCUGAACCCCAUCAGCAAGCUGCCGUCUGGCGAGACCCAGGUCCUCGAGCUGUCCUUCUCCCCUCGGGAGAGCAUCCUGGCCCAGGAAACGCUGGACGUCAUCACCAAGAGAGGCACGCUCUCCUUGGCCCUCGUGGGCACAGGCGUGGCGUCCGUGAUCACGUGCUCCAUUGAAGGGGGCAUCCUCAACAUGGGAUAUGUGAUUGCCAGAGAAUCCGUCUCCUCGGGCUUCAAGCUGCAGAACAACUCUCCGCUGCCCAUCAAGUUCUCCGUGCAGCUGGACAGCCUCUCCACCAGGAGCAGAGACCAGAACCGGCUGCCGCAGUUCCUGGCCUCCCCAGCCCAGAGAACGGAAGUCGUGGGCACGCAGAACUACAGCGGCCAGAGCGUGUUCAGCGUGGUCCCAGUGGAGGGCGUCAUGGAGCCGGGCAGGGCGCAGGACUUCACCGUGACCUUCAGCCCGGACCACGAGAGCCUGUACUUCUCUGACCGGCUGCAGGUCGUGCUCUUUGAAAAGAAAAUCUCCCACCAGAUCCUCCUGAAGGGCGCAGCCCGUGAACACAUGAUGUUCGUGGAGGGCGGAGACCCCCUGGACGUGCCUGUGGAGUCCCUGACUGCGAUCCCUGCCCUCGACCCCAAGCGCAGAGAGGGUGACCCCCAGCCAGGCCCUCCCUCUCCAGAAGCUGAGGAGCUGAAGCCCAUCCUGGUGACCCUGGACUAUGUCCAGUUGGACAUGGACGUGCCGGCCCCACCUGCCACCCGAGAACUGCAGGUGGGCUGCAUCCGGACCACCCAGCUGUCCCCAAAGAAGACCAUCGAGUUCAGCCUCGACAGCAUCGCGUCCCUGCAGCACAAGGGCUUCACCAUCGAGCCCUCCAAGGGCAUCGUGGAGCGCGGCCAGACCAAGACCAUCAGCAUCUCCUGGGUGCCGCCCGUCGACUUUGAUCCAGACCACCCACUCACGGUGUCAGCCCUGCUGCAGCUCAGGGGGGAUGUAAAGGAGACAUACACGGUCCUCUUCGUAGCCCAGGUGGUGACCGGCCCCUGAGGCCACAGGAGUCUCUCCAGCAAGCUCCCUCGGAUCUUCCUGCCACACUCAAAGCCCUCCCCCGGUCUGCGGACCCAGCAGAACCAUCCAGGGGCCUGGGACCUGGGCAUUCCCUGCUGGGUGGCCCCCGCCCCACAGGCACAGCCACCUCCUGCUGCCCUGGGUCCCGUGAGUCCGGGCCCAAGAGCUCCCGCCCAGCUGCACACUCAGAACCAGCAGUGAGCCAGGCCUGACCACAGCCUACUCCCGGCCGGAGCUCCUCGCGGCCCCUCGCCCCACAAGCAC